AAGGCGUGGGUUCAAAUCCCACUUCUGACAUUAUUUUCCCCUUUUUCCCUUAAGUUUUUAUUGCUCGCUAAAACGGUGCGUUUUGAACAAAAACGCUGCGUAUCGAUCGAUAAUAGAAACGGGACGUUUGAAACAAAUGCUGCGUUUCGAUGUCGUUUUACCUUUAUCUUCUUAAAACAAAGCUUAACCGCAUUGGAAAUUUGGAACCCAGUGGAAGAAACCCUAAAACAGAGCAGACCACACUUCACAGCCACUGAACCGAGUCGACUCGGCCGCUAUGGACGGGUCGUCGGUAGCGCUCGUCGAAGAAGCGAAGGCUACAGAGAGAGCGGAGAAAACACCAGGAGAACUUGUCGCCAAGGCCAUCGUUCCUGUGAAGAGAGAGUUCCUUCGUCCUCCGCCUCUCAGGCCUUGUAACGACGUUGCUUCGGACUCCAAGUACACUCCUUCAACCUUCGUUAAGGAGAAGAAAUCCAAACGCCAGCUCAAACGAGAACGCCGCCAGGAGCAAAAAUCAGCCCUAAAUAUCUGUUCCGAGAUUGCUAAGACAGGCAAUGUUAAUGCAUGUCCUUAUAAUGAAAAGUGCCGCUUCAGCCAUGACUUGGAAGCCUACAAGGCUCAGAAACCAGAUGAUUUAGAGGGAAGCUGUCCCUUCACAAGUGCUGAAGGAGCAUGCCCUUAUGGUUUGGCUUGUAGAUUUUCUGGUACCCAUAAAGAUGGUGUUGCUGCUGGAAAUUUGAAUCUUCAUAAGAAAAACUCUGAAAUUAAUGGACUGAACAAAGAUGUUCAGAAGCUUUUGUGGAAAAACAAGAUAAGGUUCCCCAAGGCAGAUGCUAAACUCAAACUUCUUGGUCUUCUGGGGAAGGCCAAUUCAAAAAUUAAAACAUUCGAAGAUAAAGGGGAAGGUGAUCUGAAAGUUUCAAAUGGUACUCAUGCUACUAAUGAUAAUAGUUGUGGUGAAUUGGUCAUUGACUCAGAUAAUAAAGUAGAGGGCUCUCCAAAAAUGCCAGAAGAGGAUGAUGUUGAGGGAUUUGCAACUGAUGAACCUAGACCCACGAAGAAAAUAAAAUCUGCAACUAAUGAGGAGUGUUGCACUGGAAAUGCAGAUAAUGGUGCAUCUGUCCAGGAGAAAGAUUUAGGGAAAAGCUGUGCCCAAAUUGAACCAGAGUCAGCAACUGAUAAUAUUUUUUCUGAAAGUGAUGGUAGUCUAAAAUUGCACCCACGUGAGAAGAAGCUUAUUGAUUUUAGAGAAAAGUUGUAUCUUGCACCUCUAACCACUGUUGGGAAUCUUCCUUUCCGAAGGGUUUGCAAGAUGUUGGGAGCGGAUGUAACAUGUGGGGAAAUGGCAAUGUGCACAAAUCUCUUGCAGGGUCAAGCUUCAGAAUGGGCACUGCUGAGGCGACAUUCAGCAGAGGAUUUGUUUGGCGUACAGAUAUGUGGGGCAUAUCCUGAUACUGUGGCACGUACUGUUGAACUCAUAGACCAGGAGUGUGAAGUGGACUUCAUUGAUAUAAACAUGGGCUGCCCAAUAGAUAUUGUCGUUAACAAGGGUGCUGGGUCAGCUCUUCUUACAAAGCCAAUGCGAAUGAAAAACAUUAUAGAAGCAGCUUCUGGCAUAGUGGACAAACCUAUAACUGUCAAGGUGCGAACAGGUUUUUUAGAAGGGCGAAAUCGAGUUGAUUCAUUAAUUGCAGAUAUUGGCCAAUGGGGAGCCAAUGUGGUAACCAUACAUGGUCGUUCACGUCAGCAACGCUAUAGCAAGCUUGCUGAUUGGGAGUACAUAUAUCAGUGUGCGAGAAAAGCCCCUGAAGCUCUGCAAGUCCUGGGAAAUGGGGACAUCUUUUCAUAUUUAGACUGGAACAAGCACAAGUCAGGCUGUCCUGAGCUUUCUACAUGCAUGAUUGCUCGAGGGGCUUUAGUUAAGCCUUGGAUAUUUACCGAAAUCAAGGAACAGAGACACUGGGAUAUCAGUUCUGGGGAAAGGUUAAAUAUUUUGAAGGAUUAUGUUCGGUGUGGCCUUGAACAUUGGGGUUCUGACACAAAAGGAGUUGAGACGACGAGGCAUUUCAUGCUGGAAUGGCUUAGCUACACAUACAGAUACGUCCCUGUUGGUCUGUUAGAUGUUAUCCCACAACAGCUGAACUGGCGGCCACCCUCCUACUUUGGCCGCGAUGACCUUGAGACUCUAAUGGCCUCUGAUUCUGCAGCUGACUGGGUAUGCAAUUGCCUCUUAUUCUGGCUGAUCAACAAUAUAGUUAACCUCCCUAACAGAACUCUCGCAAUUGACCAACCUUAUUUUUCACUCGUCAUAAUUCUUCUGCAGAUUCGAAUCUCUGAGAUGUUGCUUGGCAAGGUUCCUCCAGGCUUCACAUUUGCACCAAAGCACAAAUCCAAUGCUUAUGACAGAGCAGAAAACGGUUAAUCAUCAACAGUUUUGAACGUUGCUGGGGCGAUGACAACGAUAACAAUGGCUUCAACUGCAAAAAAAACUUUUUUCUGAACCUUUUCCCUCACUUUAAUCCAACGGGUUUUGCUGGAACCAGGCAAUGACACACUCCCUCAAAGAUGUUGAUGAAGAAAAAAAUCCAGCGGGCAUCGGGUUGAUGUGUUUUUAAACUGUACCAUCAACUCAGUGGAGGCAGGUUGUGAACUUGCCUUCCAACCCCAGAAUUUUACUAUCUAUUUUCCAAUUUUAGAAAAUACCAACAAUUUCUUUUAUGAUAAUGUAUCACUGAAAAUUUCAGUCGAGAAUUUUUUGCUGCUUCAUCCUAGGAAUUUGAAUUUUUAAUAAAUUUAUGAAAAUAAUUUAUUUUAUUAGAGAA
Molecule: messenger RNA, 2822 nt
Organism: Vitis vinifera (wine grape)
Lineage: Eukaryota; Viridiplantae; Streptophyta; Magnoliopsida; Vitales; Vitaceae
Product: tRNA-dihydrouridine(47) synthase [NAD(P)(+)]-like
Exons: 9
Coding region: 278-2422 (714 amino acids)
Biological process (GO): tRNA processing
Molecular function (GO): metal ion binding; flavin adenine dinucleotide binding; RNA binding
Source: RefSeq, a predicted model, not a curated record